Hirundo rustica (Barn swallow) is the source of this 7786-nucleotide messenger RNA. It is a transcript of the gene HOMER2, whose product is annotated as homer scaffold protein 2. NCBI's taxonomy places the organism in Eukaryota, Metazoa, Chordata, Aves, Passeriformes, Hirundinidae. The transcript has 10 exons. The record is from RefSeq and is a predicted model, not a curated record. Gene Ontology annotation, molecular function: G protein-coupled glutamate receptor binding. Gene Ontology annotation, cellular component: dendrite; postsynaptic density; plasma membrane. Bases 87 to 1223 code for a protein of 378 amino acids. Gene Ontology annotation, biological process: G protein-coupled glutamate receptor signaling pathway; regulation of store-operated calcium entry.
UGUGCGAAGUGGGGACGCGGCCGCCGCUGGCCGCCGAGCGCGGGGAGCCGCCCGGGGGUGCCGCCGCCGCCGAAAGGUGCCGAGACAUGGGAGAACAGCCCAUCUUCACCACCAGAGCCCAUGUCUUCCAAAUUGACCCCAGCACGAAGAAGAACUGGGUUCCUGCAAGCAAGCAGGCUGUAACAGUUUCCUACUUCUAUGACAGCACGAGGAACAGCUAUCGGAUUAUCAGUGUGGAUGGAGCCAAGGUGAUCAUAAACAGCACCAUCACCCCCAACAUGACCUUCACUAAGACGUCGCAGAAGUUCGGGCAGUGGGCAGACAGCAGAGCCAACACCGUGUUCGGGCUGGGCUUCCCCUCGGAGCAGCAGCUGACAAAGUUUGCAGAGAAGUUCCAAGAAGUAAAAGAAGCUGCCAAACUUGCAAGAGACAGAUCUCAAGAGAAAAUUGAGACCUCAAGCAAUCAUUCACAGACCAGCUUUGCAGCCAAGAUGAAAAGGGAGAUGCAGGAGACACCCAGUGUUGGUUUGUGUGUUGUGCUGCAGGAGUCUGGACGUGAAACACCAUCUUCCACUCGAGCUUCAAGUGUGAAUGGCACAGACGACGAGAAGGCAUCACAUGGUGGCUCUGCUGAGGCACAUCUCAAAUCUGAGAAUGAUAAAUUAAAAAUUGCUCUAGCCCAAAGUUCAUCCAAUGUGAAGAAGUGGGAGACGGAGCUGCAGUCGCUGCGGGAGAGCAACGCGCGGCUGUCCACAGCUCUGCAGGAGUCUGCGGCCAGCAUCGAGCACUGGAAGAAGCAGUUCUCAGCCUGCAAGGAGGAGAACGACCAGCUGAGGGGCAAGAUUGAAGAACUGGAGGAACAGUGCAAUGAAAUAAAUAAAGAGAAGGAAAGAAAUGCACAGUUGAGUAGGCGUCUCCAGGAACUGGAAACAGAACUUCAGGACAAAGAGCUGGAACUGGAAGAGCUCCGAAAGCAGGGUGAAAUUAUACCAGAGCUAAUGUCAGAAUGUGAAUCUGUAUCUGAACAAUUACAGGCUGCUGAGAAAAAGAACAAAGAUCUUGAAGAGAAAGUCAGAACGCUAAGGACAGAAGUCGAAGAGAACAAACAUAGGCAGACCAACCUUAAAACUGAAUUAAAGAAUUUUUUAGAUGUACUAGACGGGAAGAUAGAUGAAUUACAUGAUUUCCGACAAGGACUGUCUAAACUUGGGGUUGACAAUUAGAUGGCAAUAGAUCUUUUUUGUAAUCUAGGGUCUGGAUGUUUGAUGUUUUGUUGAUCCCAAAUGUGUGUUUUACAAAAUAUAACUAGAAUGUUCCACUUGUUUGCAUUGGUUUUGUACAUAGAGGCUGAAAAUCUGCUGUGGGGUUUAUUUUGGUGGGUUUCUUUUUUGUUUAUUUGUUUAUUUACCAAACCAAUUGUGCUGCUCACUGAAUUCUGUUGAGUUUAGAAACUUUCUAUAUUGCUGCUCUGGCUUUGUGGGGUUGGGAACAGGUAGAGGGUUCUGUCUCAGGAAUCUGGAACUAGAUCUACCUUAAAAUGAAUAUGCAGUUAGUUGUUGCAGGGAAAUUUAUAUCUUUCUUAAGGGCUGUUGCAACCAUAGAAACAGAAAAGAAGUCUUUUUCUUGUCCAGACUAUCAGCACUCUUAGCAGAAUUGACUUUAUUCCAUGGUGGAGCAGAGAGAUUAGCUGGAGCCCCUGCAGUUUGUAAAAUGUGGCUGUGAUGAGCUGCAGUCAGGAGAAUCACUUCUCACAGAUACUAGUGUCUUUAGGGACCGUGUCAAUCAGGCCUGAUUCACCAAAAAAAAUGCAGUGGAUUUCAGAUAACCUCUGACAGAGGUUUCAUGUGCUUACCUGGACCCAUACAGCACAAAGUCAACAAGGCAGAAAUGAGUUUCAGCUCUUGAAGUCGUGUCUUACCAGUCAGUGAGGACAGCUUCUCUUGCUUAGCAGCAUCACCUCUCUCUGGCCUCCAGUUUUAAACCCAUAUAGUUCCAUCAUUAUGUGCAUCUCUGAGGAAUGCUCACCUGAGUCUGGGAACCAGAUAGUUAUUUUCAAAAGUGAUAUGUUGCUGGUUUUACAGGACUUGUGCCCCUCUGCGUGCAGCUUCAUUGUUGUUGAUUGACUUCUGCAGCAGUGAGGAACUCCUUCUUCAUGGAUCUGAAAAGCAUCAUAAGGUUACUGGAAGGUGUUGCUCAGAAACAAGUUUCUGCCCAGGAGACUGGCAGGGCAAUGGCCACAUGAAAUCAAAGUCCUUUCUCUGGCAGUAGGGUAGGAAUUAGUCACCAAGUUAGAUUGUACAAAAAAACCCACCUCAUCCUGAGAGGCAGAAAUGCUCUUUUAUUCUUGAACUGAUUAUUCAGCAGCUCUAAGAGUGCUUUGAGAAAUGCAAGGUCGUACCCUGGCCUUCAGUCAGAAGAAAGUUCAGUUCAUCACAGACAGGGGUGUAAAAAGGGCCAGAGAGGAGAAUCCCGCCCAAACUUUGCUCUUUCCCCAAGAACUUCCUUCAGCUUCUUUCUCUUCUUUCUCCAUAACCUUUUUUGAGAGUGUUUACAUGGGAUCUUAAUUAAUUCAGGAAAGUACUUUUGUGUAUGUGACAUUGUUAUUUGCUUGAUUCAGACGACAGCUAGGUUAAGCACUGUGUUAGUGCUUUCCAGCAGUGACUGAUAUAAAAUUGCCAUGCUUUUCUUGGAAUUUCAGGGCUUUUUUCUUUUUUUGGCACAUCUUGAUCAUUAAAGUGACCUUUAAAAGAAAGGUGGGUUGUAGAUGAAACAUGCAUUGAAUACAUUUUUGCAGAUGAACACAUAAUCCCAUGGUGGAGAUAGGAUCUGUCUGCAAUUGUCCCUUGAAUUUUCAUUUCAUCUGUUACUGUUACAUUAUCUUCAUUGCCUGUUUUUUUAGAAUGGACUUUGAGUAUUUUUGCUUUUACUCCUUUGCAACAAUGGAUGUAAAGCUAGGACCUUUCAUAGCCAUUAUGACCAUUUAAUUCUCUUUUAAAAAAUCAUUUUAGGGGGUUGAUAUUUAAAAAAAAAAAAAAAAAAAAUCAGGUACAUAGCAUGUAGGCGUGUGAAAAUUAGACUUUGCCAGCAUGGAAGAUUCAACAGUUGCAUAAUGUGGGGUUGGAUCAGACUUCUCAAAAUUGAAAAUUACGUCAGAAACUGUGUGGUUGUGCGUGCACAAGUAGUCUCCAUUUUUAGUUUUUUUAUUUGAUAGAAAGUCAGAUAUACACCAUAAUUUAGCAGGCAGCUCAUCCUGCUUUUCCUCCCAUGCUGUUUUUUGGUCUCUCCAUCAGCUGGGAACCACAGGAUAACACAAUUAAGAACUAUGAGCAACACUGGCAGUCAGGGCCCUACUCCUCACAGUGGUUCAUUGCUUUUGUGUCAAGGACCCUGUCCUAUCUUCCUUUUCCUGCUGAGUAAUCUUAAGGUUUUUGUCUUUGUUUUAACAUAAAUUAUGUUUUUUAAUAUGAUGCUGGGUAAAAGGAUGCAAAAGACUGCGAAAAAAUCACAUUAUUUGGCUUAAUCCAGAUCUUUGUUUUCCACUUUAGUUAGGUCUGUCUCAGAUCCAGUUCAUUAGGAAUGUAUUAAGCCACUCUUAAAUUGCAAGAGAAGUGUUUCCAUGGGAUUGCAUUGAUUAAACAGAUGGAGUUUGAUGGUGGCACAUUAAGCCAGUGCAUAGCUGUGACACGGGCAGUUAUUUCUGGGUGCUUAGUGCCCACCAGAGGAAUAAUGGAGUGUCCCUAAAGAAAUCCCUGCCCUGUCUCUUCUAUCUUGCCCCAGAUGUAUGUAUCACAUAUCUGUUACUGCUCUGAUGUUGAAUCGUUAGGGAUGCCUGUACACAGCUUUAUGCUGUGGGAAAUGUUGUCCUUCAAGCCUCCAAGGGCUUGUUAUCGUUGCCUUCUUUCAUUUUCCUUCCCAAUAGCAGUUAAGUUGAGAGCUUCUACGUAUAAUCACUUAAACUCCCCCAAAUGCCAUCUCUUUUAACCUUUCCAUUUUUUUCAUUGGAUUUUUCCUCAUCAAGAGAAAAAAAGCAUGGCAGUGCACGCUCUCAGGAGUGUUUGGGCACCAACUGCAGCUGCCCUCCCUGGCCUGUCCCCGUCCCUCUCCCUGUCCCUGUCCCCACCCCAGGGGACCAAUGGUGUCACACGCUGCUUAUUUCUCGGUGCUCUCUGGUGGCCCAGCACUAACCUGUAUUCCCAACUAAGAGCCCCACACUGCUCCUCUGAGAUUCAUCCCAGCGCUGAAAUGCCUCCUCUGCCCUGAUGGGAGCACCAGGGCAGCCAGCCUUCCCCCACCAAAAUGGGGACAUCAUCCUGUGGAUGCAUUGACUCUCCUUUUGUGCACAGUGGGGAUUUUGUCAGUCCCUUUGGGCACCCUGAGUUCAGCUGGCACCUGCUUAGGGAUGGCCCUAAACACUGCCAAGGCCAAGAAAUACUCAUCCCUGUCCAAGAGAGGAUCUGCAGAAUUUGGUUUUAUUUGAUACACAGUGCUGGGCUAAUCCUGGUUUCCCUGUGCCUGUCAGCAAUGCCUUGGUCAGCGCUCCACUUCCACGCAGCCUGGGCACAGGUUUAUAGGGGGCUGUACCUCACCCUGUGUGACUGUGAGUUCCCUUUCUGGACACAGGUUUCUCCCUCAAAGUGGUUUUUACGGCAGGAGCUCUCCUACCUCACUGACAACAGUCUUUCCUUUACAAAGGACUCUUUGCUCGGCACUUCCCGUGUGGGUUUCUGCCAGCUGCACCCCGUGGGUCCUGCCGCACUGCCCAUCCCGCCUGCCUGGCCCUCGUGGCAUCAGCAACCUGGGAGCUUCAGCAAGAAACAUCUGUGCUGGCCUCCUGUGACACCAGGACAGAGGGUGUCUUACUGACCUCUGGGUGAGAUGCUUCUCUGAGGUGAUGUUAGAGCUGCUGAAUAAUGCUAGGGUUUGAGGGGUUUUGACAAAAUGAGAAACAAACAGGUAUACCUUGUAUUACAUAAAAGCAAAAGUGACAAUAAAAUGGAUAGAACUAUUUUCAAGGGGAAAGAAUGUUCCAUUAGAUAUAUUAUGUCACAUUUUGGAAAAAUACCUUAGUCUCAUAUUAGGGGUAAAUUAUUUCAAUAUGAAAAAAUGGAACUUUGUUGCACAGCUCAGAAUAAAGAAGGUUAAUACUUUGGGGUUUUUAUUAUUUGGCUGAAUCUUUCUUUGACAAUUUUGACUCAACUUCACAAGUAGUUCUGUUUGGCUAGAAGUGUGUUUUCAGCAAAUGCUGAAAUGCUCUGUCACCUAGUUGGUGUCUCCUUUACUAAGUGAGCUCACUUUAAGAAAUUUUCUUUAAGAAAUUCAACACCACCUGUCAUUUUCUGUGUCUGAGCAUUCAAAAGAUGCACUUUCUAGAAACAGUUUUACAUUGGGUGUAUCUGUGGCCAGAAAAUAAAUACUAUUUAGAUAGCAUCUUUUUUUCUGGACAAACACCUCAUUUGGUUUUUAUGUGAGUGAUUUAGGGAGAACAGUUUUUUAAAGCUGCUGGAUGAAUUAAGGUGAGAAGGAAGGGUUUCUGCUGUUCUGCCUGCUGUCCCUGCCCUGUCAAGUGAUUGCUCAGUGGCUUGUCGGGCGCAGGGAACACAUGUCCCCCUGGCAGCAGGGCACAAAUUGUCCAUAGACUUCUCCUCUUUUCUCUGUGCUGUUUAUUUCCCGAGUGUUCGUUUCUUUUUCUUAUUAAUUUUUUUGCCACCUUUGGCUGCAUCAUGAGUGACAGAAGAAAAUUCCCUGUUACUGUCACCACCUUGCAGUGGUAGGAGUUCCUCAGCUACAAGACCAUGCUCUUCGUUAGGCUCUUCUAAAGAGUUAUCUUGGCGAAACUCUUUAAAGCAUCAAUGGCUCAUAAGGAAUACAGUGCUGUCUUCCUGAGCCUAUGGAUUAACAAAGAUAAAACCCCUGUCAGGGUGAAAUGCCUCGCCCAGCUUAAUGCGUGCCCGAUGCUAAAUCUGGAGGGAAGAGGUGUAAGGGGAAGCAGCAGCAGCAGCAAAUUUUUUUGGCUGUUGUUUCAGCACAGAUUUCAGUGAAAGAUGUGCUCUGCCUUGGGCUGUAGACGUUCCAAAGGUCUGGAUGGCCACACCAAUCCACCAGCUCACCUGCCUUUGUCCGGGCAGUUCCAGGCUUGUCAGGCCUGGAAAUAUCGAAAAGUCCUCAGCAUAUCACACAGGUGGUGCUGUGAGAGAUGGAAGGGCAACGUCCACACACACAGAGCUCAGAGAGCCUUGCAGCCACGGCUCUGGUUAUGGUCAGACACUUCCAGUCAAAAAUAGGAAAAGCUGUUCCUGUCCCACAGGGCCUCGGCAGCGCCAGGGACCUUGCAGAAGGGCAGCUCCAGCUUUCAGGAGGCUGAGGGGCAGCGGGGAGCGCCAGGCUGGGCUGGCGGGGCCUGCUCGCGGGCACCGUUAGCAAUGGUAAGACGGAAAGCUACCCUAAGGUAAUUUCUCUUUCCGUGGCUCGUGUUCAACAAGCACCUGUGUGUCAGGCAGAGCAAUACACAGCCACAAGGUGAAUCCAGUCACACGUGCAGCCAGAGAGCCCCAGCUGGCCCACACGGCCUGCCCGGGGACGCUGUGCCUGCAGCAGGGAUUUAGGCUCACAUGAAGUCUGCACAUCUUAAAUACCAUUCUCUGCAGCAAGUGCUAAGGUACCCGAAGUGAAAUAGAGGCAGGAGGUGAAUGAUAAAUGGGAUGAAGGUGCUUUCCAAAGGAGGGCUCUCCUGCAGGCUGUGGGCAGAGCUGGUCCUGGCCAGGAGGGCUUUGCUUGCAUCCCUGAGGGAUGUUGGGUGUCCAGCCUUUGAUUUUCUAAUGUGUUUUAUGUUAGCUCCUCUUCUUCUCUUUUUUUUUUUUUUUUUUUUCUUUAAGCAGGUAGCCUGAACAUAGAGCCUUCAGAUGAAGGUGCCUAUACCUCCAAAAAUUUUAUAUGCACAGUUUGAAAGCUAGUUAAUUACCUAAUAAUAAUAAUGGUACAUACAAGAAAGGCACUUGAGAAAAAUCUGUCUGCUCUUGUAUUUUCGUUUGGGUUGGGUUUGUUUGUUUUUUUAACACUGGUCAGCAAUAAUUUUUUUAGCCAUAUACUAGCUAAAAAGACUGAUAUGUAAGAUUUGUGAACUAAGCUUCUAAGUUUGCAGGAUUUUGAUUAACCUGGGUAUGUGAUGAGGAAGCUAUGCUCAAUGAAAGAGUAUUUUGCAGCAUUUAGAUGUAUUCAUUUAAUUGCCUAAUAGUGAUCAUGAACAUAAUGUUCUAUAAAGCUCAUCAUGAAUGACAAACAAAGCACAUCGUUUUUAACAUGAAUAUAUCCCUUGUAGUUGAAAGUUCUGAGAGUGUACUAGUGUGGUCUGCUAUACCAAAAUAUUUAGAUUAUUAUGAGAAUUUAGUAUUAAAGAUAAACAUACACCCUGUUUUUACUGUUUCAAGUAAAGUUUAGUGAAUGACAAUUUGUUGAUAUACAACUGUGGGAAAACACUGCAGUGCUUUAAAUGUAUAUUUUUAUUUGGGUUUAUUAUAUUUAGUAUAUGUUUCAAUGAAAACUGGAGUGUUUACUGCAGUUGGAUCAUUGUAAAAACAUCUCUUACCUCAUUUUGUCUGCUGUAAAAAAGUACUAUCCUCUUUUUUUUUUCUUAUUUUCAAAUUGACCAUAGACAGUCAAUGUUAAUAUUUAGACUCCUAGUAGCAGUAAAUGCUGGGUUUUAUAUCUAUAAAAUGAAAACUUGAUUUUUUUCUUUAUGAAUUUAUUAUAUAACUUUGUGAUUUUUAUCUGAUUUUAUUGUAACAUAAAG